Paramormyrops kingsleyae is the source of this 3793-nucleotide messenger RNA. It is a transcript of the gene rnf10, whose product is annotated as ring finger protein 10. Gene Ontology annotation, molecular function: transcription cis-regulatory region binding; metal ion binding. Lineage: Eukaryota; Metazoa; Chordata; Actinopteri; Osteoglossiformes; Mormyridae. The record is from RefSeq and is a predicted model, not a curated record. Gene Ontology annotation, biological process: positive regulation of myelination; positive regulation of transcription by RNA polymerase II.
AUCCGGGUCUCAGUGGUUCCAGUUUGGCGACUCGUCGCCAUUAGUAUUUGCUCGUUUUUACGAGGGUAUUCUUUGGACGAUUAAAAAAAAUAAACGCGACAAUUUGCCCGUUCUCCAUUCACUGGAGAGCGGCUAACAACUUUUUUUUGGACUCGGUGCUCCCUUGCGAGGGAAACGCUCGGGUUUCUCGGGGUGUCGGCCCCGAAGCGUGAGCGCUCGUUUACUCCGUCGCCACCGCCUCGGUUCUUCCUGCACUGAGACGCCUGAUCCGUCUCUUUUUUUCUCGGUUUGUUUUGCUCUCAUGAUGUCGCCGUAAUGGAGUCUCCGCGUGUGACAGAAAUGAGCCAGGGCCUUAGCCGCCUGACCCGCACUCGCAGCAGCCCGUUGUCCUACCCCCGUGCCCCGUUUAAUGUUAGAGAGCUCGAACGCUCUCUGCCCGGAGUCCGGCCUCGUACAUCCGCAAAGCAGCAGCGCCAACAUGGAGAAAACACCCAGCAGCAACGCCAGCAACAAGGGACCGCCCCGCUCUGGUUCGACCGGCCCAACUCCUGGCGAGUCUAAACCUAAAGCAGAUGCUAAAAAUGGUGGUGGGCCCAAGCGCUAUAACCGCAAGCGCGAGCCCGCCUUCCCCAAGAGUGACAAUUUCCUUGGCCCACGGCGCCCCAAUCCACAGAAAAGCAAGAAUUUCGACAAGAGACCCCCUCAGAGAGGAGGGGGGAGUAAUGGGAAGCAGUAUGGCAGCACAGGUGGUGGCAGAAGGGAAGAGGUAGCAGAGGCUCGCCGGGCUGAGUUCAGCCCGGCUCAGUUUGCAGGACCCAAGAAGAUCAGUCUCAAUCACCUGCUCAACUUCACCUUUGAGCCACGGGGCCAUGGAGGUGCUGCCGGGGGAGACAGCCACACCAGCUGGGGGCACCGCAACAAGUGGGGCCACAAGCACAAGCCCUUCAAUAAGGAGCUCUUUCUGCAAGCCAACUGCCAGUUUGUGGUCUCUGAAGAUCAGGACUACAGCACACACUUCACUGACCCCGACACGCUGGUCAGCUGGGACUGUGUGCAGCAGGUGCGCAUCUACAGCCAUGAGGUGCCCUCAUGCCCCAUCUGCCUGUACCCGCCGUUGGCUGCCCACAUCACCCGUUGUGGCCACAUCUUCUGCUGGUCCUGCAUGCUGCACUACCUCUCCCUGAGUGACAAGAGCUGGUCCAAGUGCCCCAUCUGCUAUGAGGCCGUGCACGACGGUGACCUCAAGAGUGUGGUUGCCAUGGAGACCCGGCAGUACCUGGUGGGUGACCUCAUCACCAUGCAGCUCAUGCGACGAGAGAAGGGUGCUUUGGUUGCACUGCCCAGCUCCCAGUGGGUGAAGCUGGAGGAGCCCAUUAAGCUGGGGGACGCUCCGCUCAGCCCCUACUCUAAGCUGCUGCUGGCGUCCCGCGAGCAGGUGCUGGGCCUGGUGCGGGAGGAGCGGAUGGCCUUGCAGGCCCAGCUCUGCGUGGAGGACGAGCACGAGGCCCAGGCCUGCUUCAUCCAGGCCGCCCUGCAGCUGCUCCAGGAACGUGAAGAGGCACUGAGGAAGGCCAGCCCCCAGGAUGCUCUGAGCCUGGGCCGCCUGAGCUUGUGCAGCUCCCCCGGCCGGGAGGCGGAGCUUCCGGCCCAGCCCGGCAAUAAGAAGAACUCGUCUGUCCUGGCUGGAGAGGUGGGGCAGACUGGGGACGGUGGGGGGCCCAAAGCGUCCCCCAAACUUCAAUGCCAGUCCUCGGAGGACGUCCCUUCCAGCCCAAGCGAAAUGACACCCCCCCAAAACGUGGAGAAUGGGCCCUGCUACUACUUCUACCAGGCGGAAGACGGCCAGCAGCUGUUCCUGCACCCGGUGAACGUGCGCUGCCUGAUGCGCGAGUAUGGCAGCCUGGAGGCUAGUCCCCAGUCCAUCACUGCUACGGUGGUGGAGAUUGAUGGCCACACCGUCACUGAGGAGGUACGCCGUCGUCAUCGCUACCUGUCCCACCUGCCACUCACCUGCGAGUUCAGCAUCUGUGAGCUGGCACUGCAGCCGCCAGUUCUGUCCAAAGAAACCCUGGACAUCUUUGCCGAUGAACUGGAGAAGCGACGGCGCAUGCGGCAGAAGAAAGCAAGGGAGGAGAAGAGGAGGGAGAGACGCAUUGAGAUGGAGGAGAACAAGAAGCAGGGCAAAUACCCGGAGGUGCACAUUGGCCUUGAGAACCUGCAGCAGUUCCCAGCCUUCGGCUCGCCCUUCCAAAGCGGGGACCCUGCGCUGCCAGCCGACCUCUUUCUGGGGCCGUCGGCCUCCCCCCUGUGCGGCAGCCCCGCCUCUGAUGGCAUCAUGUUUCCGUCCCUCAGUGGGUCUAGCCCGGCCCUGAGCGUCGGCAGUGUCGACGAUGAUUCCCACUGCCUCUCCUUCGCUCAGAUGCUGAGAGAUGGCAGAGCCCGAGCUGACCCUGGGCCCAAGGCCGUCCCAAAGAAAGGUGAGCCAAUGUGCAGGCAGCCACCGCUCUGUGCCUUGCUUCCGCACCGCAUUCACAUCAGGCCUCCCAACCCCCCCACAGCAGAGACGAUGCUGGCCCCCCCAGCUGGCGACAGCGACGGGGAGAGCGACAGCUCGGACCGGGUCCCAGUGCCCAGCUUCCAGAACUCCUUCAGCCAGGCUUUCGAGGAGGCCCUCCUGCAGCUGGACCACGGCCGAGCCGGCCCACCCGAGCACGUCCUCAUCCCUGCUGAGGAGAAAGGGGGGGGGAAGAAGAAGAAGAAGAAGCAGAAGCUCUUGUUCAGCACCUCCAUGGUCCACACCAAGUAGCCGGCACUGAAGCAAACGUCUGCCACAAAUGCGAUCUUCCCACUUUUUUUAGCAUCUUAGCAUUUGACACAUUAAUCAGUCCCAGCCUUAAGCUCAGCUCAAUUUUGCCAAAGCAGUCAACAUCCCCACCCCCCACUCCCACUCCCCUCAUCUCACCUCCUCUGCUGUCACUUCCUCAAAGGGAAUCUGUUUACAAAUGCAUUGCAUAACACCUUGGAAACCUAACCUGAAGAGAUGGUGCUUUAAACCAUCUGAAUUUUACACCCCUGCCAGUAGGGGGUGCUACUCCACGUGUUGGUUAAUGUCCUACCACAGUUUUCCCCCAGAAGUGUCAUUGAUUUAGGGGUAGCAGUCAGCCAGCUGCAGGUCUCCUCCAGCUUCACAAUGCACCUUCUGGUCAGAGGUUUGCUGUGAAUGUCCUGUCCCCACCCUGAACACCUCAGCCAUCCCUGAACCAUGAAUUAUUUACAUUUACAUUUCUACAAGCAGCACCCCCAUUUGCAGCUAAAUGUACUUAAACAUUUCACAUUUAUUCAGCAUCAGUAUCACAUGCUUUGAUCCUGGUUUUGGUUGUAUUAAACUCCUUUCGUCCCUUUGGUCCUUUCAGCCUUGGUGGAUGGACCCCGACGGCAGACACUGGAGAAAAACUUAUUGGGGGGGGGGUGUGUAUAGGUGAAGCUUGUACGGCCCGAGUGUAUAUUUUUCUGGAUUUUGUUUUUCUUACCCCUCCCAGGAUCGUAUAGGUAAGGGUAGAGUUUGUUUCAUAACCAUUAGCCCUGGUCUCUUUAAGUGUUGCGGAGAUAUUUUAACAUAGUUGGAGCUUGAGAAUCGCUGAUUCUUGAACACUUCGUUUGUACCAUAAUGCCCAGGUGAAAUAUGGAUAUGUAAAGAAAAACAUGUUUCUAAAGCAAGUGUUUGGGUUUUUUUUUUUUUUUUGUUCCCCCAAGUUAAGAAACGGCUGAAAGUCUGAAUAAAUAAUUGUGCACA